Messenger RNA from Vitis riparia (riverbank grape), 1646 nucleotides. Its product is annotated as probable L-type lectin-domain containing receptor kinase S.7. Gene Ontology annotation, cellular component: plasma membrane. Gene Ontology annotation, molecular function: protein kinase activity; carbohydrate binding; ATP binding. Gene Ontology annotation, biological process: protein phosphorylation. The record is from RefSeq and is a predicted model, not a curated record. The transcript has 2 exons. The coding region runs from base 45 to 1568 and encodes 507 amino acids. NCBI's taxonomy places the organism in Eukaryota, Viridiplantae, Streptophyta, Magnoliopsida, Vitales, Vitaceae.
CAGGUGGGGUUGUUCGUCAGCUAGCUGUGGAGCUAGACACCUAUAUGAAUGAGUUUGACCCAGAUGCUAACCAUAUUGGGAUUGACACAACAAGCAUAGCGAUUCCAAUUGCAGCAAAGAGCCUAAGUGGCACUGGGGUCGAUCUUAAAAGUGGAAGAGAAGUCACGGUUAAGAUUGAUUAUGAUGGAUGGAGAGAGACCCUCCACAUUUCUGUUGGGUAUGCAGGGAAUCCUCUUCUGAGCUUUCUCAACCAUUCCAUAGCCUUGUCAGAUACGGUUCCAAGCUCUGUCUAUGUGGGCUUUACAGGCUCCACUGGGACUGUUUCAGAGACCCAUCAGGUCCUUGACUGGGCAUUCACUUCAAUACCGAUAACAUGUAGCUCUUCCAAGUGCAGUGGAAAUGAUAAAACAAAAACCAUAUUGAUCAUUGUUUUUCCAGUCACCGUGGCUAUGUUGGUUUUGGUGAUGUGUGGGAUUCUUUCAGUCCUGAGAGUUGUCAAGAAGAGAAAUGGGAGGAUUGACAGAGAAGAUUUCGAAAGCCGCUCUGCUGCAAAUGUCCCUAAAAUGUUUAGUUAUAAACAGCUCUCAAAGGCUACCCACAACUUCAGCAAAGAAAACCUGUUGGGGGCUGGUGGAUUUGGAACUGUUUACAAAGGCAUUUUGUCUGAUCAUCCUUCCCCUAUAGCAGUCAAGAAGAUUUCGGCAACCUCAAAGCAAGGCGAGAGGGAGUAUUUGGCAGAAAUAUGCACUAUAGGCCGCCUGAGGCACAAAAACAUAGUACAACUCCAGGGAUGGUGCCAUGAGGGCAAGCAUCUCCUCCUAGUAUAUGAAUAUAUGUCGAAUGGCAGCCUUGAUCGCUUCAUUGGCCGGUGUUUUCUUGACUGGAAAACCAGGUUCAAGAUAUUGACAGGGUUGGCAUCUGCAUUACUCUACCUCCAUGAAGAGUGUGGCAACCCUGUGGUUCACAGAGACGUCAAGCCCAACAACAUCAUGUUGGAUUCUGAUUACAAUGCUCAAUUGGGUGACUUUGGGCUUGCAAGAUUGCUCCAAAACGACGCCUCGGUUACAACCAUGCUUGCAGGGACUCCAGGAUACUUGGCUCCUGAGGUGGGCUUCACUGGAAAGGCGACACCAGAUUCUGAUGUCUAUAGCUUUGGCAUGGUGGUACUGGAAGUGGUUUGUGGAAGGAGAUCAAGAGGAAUUACAGAGGAGAAUAGCUUGGUGGAUUAUGUAUGGAUUUUGCAUGGAAAGGAUGCAUUGCUCCAAUGUGUGGACAGCAUGCUCAAAGGCGAGUUCGAUGAGGAGCAAGUGAAGAGGACUCUAGUGGUAGGCCUUGCUUGUCUGCAUCCAAAUUUUAUGCUCAGGCCUAGGAUGAGGAAGGUGAUUCAAAUCCUUCUCAAUCCAAAUGAACCUCUAAUGGAUUUGCCAGAAGCUCGACCCAGUGGAAUCUUUGUACCAGUACCCUCCUCUUCUGCUGCAACCGUUACUGAUUUCGGCUCCAUUGCUGCCUCUGCUUCAUACUCAAAUGGGAAGAUGGCAGAUGAGACAGAAGUCCAAUACGGCCUGUGAAAAUCUAUACAAGAUAUAUUGAAAUGGGAUCCAUGUUUGAUGCUUCCUUUGUAUUAUUUUCUUGUCAUCAAUUGUUUC